AUGGCGCAAGCGGGUGAAGAUGAAAGCAAGCUGCACCAUCAAAAGAUGGCAGAGCUCAGCAACUUUCCACAGUACCUUCCCGCGGAAGUGCGAGACGGGUUUCUUGCAGACACAACAGCCCGGCAGGGUUUUGUUCUCCGGCUCCUGUCUUGCGAUCCAGCGCCUCCCGACUCUACGGAGGUUCUUUUCGGCUUGAAGUGUCUGAAGAUCUUGGAGGAAUUGCAGGCACCGACUACACUCGACUUCAAGCUCGCAGUGCUCCGUGCGCUUUGGAAGCUCAUCAUCGCAGGCUCAACGUCACGGCCCGGACGCCCGUUGUAUGGGUAUUCUGCAAGUGCCAAGAUCCUCGAGAGCUUCCGGACAUGGUUGCACUUUACAGACGCAGAGCACAUCCUGCCAAUUUGGCGGGACGAGGUUUCGAAUCAAGAAGAGAUUGCUCAGGUAGAUGCUCUUCGGAGAGAAGUGGAUGUACGGGUACCUCUUCGCUUGAUUUUUGAGGAAGUCCGUAAGAGCCCACGGACCGACUGUUCCGCAAGCAAUUCAAAGCGCAGAAACUAUGUACUUCAACUUGUGAACGUUUGUUCAACAUUCGCCAACUUCCACGGUUGCAUCCCAGUUGAAGCUGCAGUGGAAUUAACGGCGGAACUGGCCAAGGAAGUUGAUAGUCUGCACGUAUACUCUCUCGUCUACGCCAAGAUGCUAGCCUUCACCACGCCAAGGGUCAUGACACCGCAAAUAAUCUUGGAUGGCAGACUGUGGUCGUGGUGGUCAAGGUUGCCAGAGGGCCUAAUUCCGAAGUUUGACCUCAUGUGGUUCCACUCGCUGGGCAGAUAUGCGGAGCUCCACUGGGCCAACAAGGUAGAGGAUGCCUUGAGCCAAACGGGCUCUGCGGGUAGGGCUGAAGAGUGUUUCAGCAAGCUUCAAGAGCAGCUACCGUACUUGAUGAACAAGAUUGCUCGUACACUCUGCAUUCCCUUCGGAUCUCCGGCUGCCAAGGCGGUAGAUGGAAAUAAAGGGGAGAGGGCUCCAGAUCUGGACCGUUACCCAAUUCCAGAAGAAGUUGAUGCUGUGUUCAUGGGCAGCCAGACUGCCUGGAGGGAGGUCUCCAUCUUUCUCGUAUAUCUGCUGGAGCCAGCUCCCCCAGCGCAGCCUUCCUCAUCGAACAUAUGGACGCUUUUGACAUUGCUCCUGCGUCGCAUGCGGCCAUUCAUCACACCCGCAACUUCGCAGGGAGAGUGGCUAUGGCACUGCACAACACUUAUGCACAACCUGACAUCGCAGUACUUCAAACGGAUCAGUCGAGAGCGUUUGCUGGCCACGACUGCCCCCAAGGCUAAGCACUUGACAGCAGAAGCCGACCAAGCUUUCCUGAAGCUGCUGCUACCUUUGGUGCGUGACCUCUUGACCGUGCGAUCAGCGCAUGAGGUAGUAACUUCGCUGGACAAUCUGUCGAGGCUCACCAAAAUUUCCGCAAUGCAGCCAGGAUUGGUUGCGUUUGACCCGUCUUCCUCCAUUGACCCCUUUCGUGUCGACUUCCAGUCGAUGGUCGUACAGGCUACUGAGGUGCUGAAUGAUCCGUCAAUGUCUGGGAGACAUGCUACGCUUCUGCGGGUCUUCGUCUCCAUCAUGCCAGCUCUGACCUGCCAAAUGCCGGCUGUGGUUGGAGAGCUGCUCCCUUUGACCUUGCUCGGGAUCGACCCGACCGAUGUAUCAAAGACAAUGUGUGCCCUGAGGCUAUUGACGUCAGUGUUUUCUCAGAUGCCUUGUUUAGACAUGAAUGACUGGGAACUCAGAGACAAACCCACUGGCAGCGCUUUCCGCCACAUCCAGUGGCCACUUCCAGCAGAUGCCCAAAUGGAGAGUGGAGACCCCGACUACAGUGCGACUGGCAUUGUUUCGUCCAUGUUGCCGGCCUUCGCAGUCGAAUUUGUUCAACGUGCCUGCGACUAUGUCACAAGAAUUCCCAAGCCACGAGGUGCCAAACAAGGCAAGAUUUCAAUGGAGGGUACUUGCACAGGCUUGCUGCAUGGAGCUCUUUGCCUCGUAGCCACCCAGACAGACAAAGAAACGUAUAAGCAGAUGGUGGAGGAGGUGUCCCAGUUUGUGAGCAGCAACCUACUACCAGAUCAAGUGAAACCUGCUGGCCAGGUUAUAUUUGCCAUUGCUCGUGCAUCUCCGGAGAUCUCGCUCUCCAUGAUGCUGCCGAUGUUCUUCAAGAAGAUUCUUGCUAGUCGAUCAACAGCAGUACCCCUUCAUGAAAUAGGGGUAUCUGAGAGCGAAGCCAAAUGGUUCCUGUCACUUCUCAGUUCCUUGGUACGGUCAGGCGGGUCAUGCUUGCUUGCGCACAAGACGCAGCUGGAGCUUGUGAUAAGAUCUGCACUGUUGGAUGAGCGGGAGGCGGUGACCAAGCUUGGCAUGAAGCUUCUCCGCCGCGUCCUGUACGCGAUCACGGCCAUCUACGUAGAGACUGACUACAGGCUUUGUGACUCCAGUGUGUGGCAGGGGUUGAUGGACUGUCGACGCAGCAGCAGCACCACCGACGGAGCAGCUCUGUCCUGCUUGCUGUGGUCGGGGGUCAAAGGGCCCUGGUGGUUGCGGGAGGCCUCUCCAAGCGCCUUAGCAUCCGUCAGCUGGCAUGUGCCCUCUGAGGAGGAAGUGGCCUGGGCACGAAGCUUGGUCUUCGGGGCCCUUGACCAAGCUGGCAAACUCCUUAGCUCCAUCAUUGAGGUUCCAAGUCUAAGUGGGGGAGGCUUUCCAGAGGGUCCCAGCUGGCUCGAUGGGUUAGCCACUAGCUUGCCCCCGAAGAAGAAGUUCGCGUAUGGCAUCAUUCUCGCAACCCGCCUGAUCAAUCAGGUUCUGAGGGGCACAUCUGACCUGUGGCCAGACGAGCGCAACAGCGAUGAACUUGAGGCAAGGCAGCUGCCAAAGAACCUCAAGGUGGCUGGCGAUACUGCAGAGGCUAUCUAUGGGUGGCUCUUCCCGGUUGUUCUGUCUGCAUUCAACGAACUGGCCGUUCAAGAACAGUACGGUGUUGCUCAAGCCGGUAAGUUGGACCAGAUUGACGUUUCGAGGGUGAUGCGGAAACUUCUCAAGUGCGUCGCCGAACUGAGCAGCGCGUGGAGGGACGUCCACCCUAGCAGCCUGCGACUCUUCCCGAGCCUGCGCCAUGUCGACAAGGAAGCUCAGGCCCUCGCAUGGCAUUCCACAUCCAUGGAUCAGCUUCACCCUCACUCGAGAUGGCGCGAUCUUCCCCGGGUGUGGUGGGUGGAGCGCAUCGCUGAAACCAUGGAAGGUCGUGUCCACGAGCGUCGAUCCGGAUUCCGCUAUUGCGGACAGCGCCGGAAGCUGGUAGAAGCAGUUGCGAGACAGAUUUUUACGAGCGGCUUUGAACCAGUCCGUGCUAGGGCGCUUGAGAUUGUCACCAUGUCAAUCCAGCAUCAUCAGGGCGGCCGAUGGCCUCUGGUUCGUGAUGUUCUGCUGCCUGCAUUGGCGAAGGAGACUCAGGCCGCCGCCCAGUGCUCGUCCCUGACGGGUGAUGGUGCGGAUAAGGAGCAGCAGCGUCUCAACGAUUCCUUGUGUGGUCUUGCAUCAGCCCUCGGCGGGCGAAUCAAUGGCCUCAUAGGUGGUGUCUGGCGGCGUGGCAUUGAUGAUGCUGCGACGGUCGGGCUUGGACUUUGUGAAGCCAUCUAUGCGGCAACGCAGUUGAAUGCUCAGUCUGGAAGCUCUUCCCCGCCAAGCGACACCAAAGAACAGAAGUGCGAAGUCAAGCCCAACACUGUGGCAAAACUGAUUUCGGCGUUGAGGCAUUGGCUCGAUUGUCGUGAGGUUCAGUGCUGGGCGGAGACACGCCAGCGCUCCGACACACCCUUACUGCAAGACGAGAAUGUCGAUGAAUCUGAGCCGGCAGCUUCCAACAAAAUCGCUCGUGGAAUGAAGGCAGUUCGAACAGUUGCAAAAGCUUUGCAGAUGUGCGAGCGUGGAGAUUGCCACUGGAGAGCACAGAUCAUGGCGUCGACGGUGAGCCUUGCUUUGUUGAAUUCACUAGGCAGCCUGGGCCUUCCACCAAGCUUGACAGCGGAGGAGACUGCGGAAGUGAAGAUGGUUUGGUCACAGUGGGGGCGUUGGCUCGUGAAGUGCAUGGACCCGAAAGGUCAGCCUGGGCUUCAUGCACUGGCUGUGCACAGCCUGCAGCUCAUGCUGAAAGCAUCUCCCCUCAGCCAGUCGGAGUUUGCUCAACUGAGAGUGCAGGAUGCGGCCUUUUACAACAAUCUCCUGAAGGUGCUGCCCCCGUUGAAUCAUGAGGAAUUGAUGGUAACGGCAGAUGACCAGGUGGGGCAGAAGAGUGAGCCCACGAGGGGACCGGUGAAUGUGAUGGUUCAUCACGGUUAUUUUGAUGUUUGGCCCAGAAUCUGGCUUCGAAGAUCAUCACACGCCUUCUCGCUCCAGAAUGCGUUGUUCUGGCAGAGUUAUGCAAAAAGGCUCACGGCUCUGUUAAGCGGUCAAGAACUGGUGGAGCUGCUCCAAAAAGGAGCUGAGGAGCUGGCAUCUCAGCCCGUCGCUGAAGCUGAGUACCAUGCUGCUUUCGCUGAAUUUUCGGCAGGAGUGCUGCGAGCUGUGCGCAAGCCGGAGAUGCUGGAGCUCCAGAAAGAUCUGUGGAACCAGUUGCGGCCCCUGUUCCUGUCAGCGCUGCAGCAGUCUUCAGAGGAACGUCUUGGGACGUGGUGCGAUGCAGUUCGCUACAUUGCGACUGGCUACUCGCGGCCAGAUCUCUCCCGCAUGUUUGCAUCAAAAUCACUCGUGGAGCCAGACGGGGCCUUGCAGUACUUGACCCCUCUGUUCAACUUCGUUGUCGGGGGCGAAGGCGAGCUUGCAUUCGACGCUCUAAGUUGCACGCUACCUCCCAUCCGGUUUGAAUACGAUGAGAAGCUGUCCGACGGUGACAAGGGCUCUUCCUUCGACUCCUUCAAGCGCUUGCGGCUCUUGAUGUCACUGCUAAUCGAGCCCUCUGCGACCAAGAUCUUGGCUCAGAACGAGAGCUUUUGCAGGAAGCUAGUGGAAACCUUGGAGCAGGGACUAGGCCACCCGUACAAGCAGCUGCGUGAGGAGGUGGCUCGGGGCCUUUUCUUCAUCGUCCAGGCGGCCAGCCACCAAAAGUCCGACUUCGACACGCCGGAGACCGGACUGAAGUUGGUGUCUGCGCACUUGGAGACCUGGUUUUGUGCAGAAGCACAAAGACUUACACCGUUGCUUCAGGCUGAUAACGCAGCACACACCGCCGAGGGAGAUGAGGCCGCGAGACCGAAACACGUCGUCGAGAGCUCGGGCCUAGUUUAUGUCCUGUUACAUGCAUCGUUGGCAAGAUUUACCUCGACUCGCCUUCGCGAGUCAGCAUCUGAGCUGCUGGGAUUUCUCGUAGCAGCAGCUGCACACGGGGACCUCGAGCUUCGAGCGAUUGCCCCACACGCCCUUUCUCUGUGUUGCGCUGCGCACCCAGUCGCGCCCGGCGGUCCCGGUCCCGGGAAUCACGACAAGCACUGGACAAAACUGACAAUGGUGAAGGCAUUGAACUCCCUUGUCAGCGAUGGCAUUCCGGAUAAGGAGUUGGAGAAAGCCUUGGCAGCAGGCCUGAAGCCAGCUGUCAUGGCAAAUUUCUUUGUGCUUCUUACUGGUGGUCCUGAAGCACGCUCUCUGUAUUCCGAGCUACGCUCAGCUGCAGAGCGGUCUCUGGGCAACAGUAAGCCUGAAAUUCGAACAGCGUCGCGCGGUGCCGUUGCGAGCUUCUUGACGGUAGAAGCAGAGCCGGAGAUUCGUUCGCGCCUGAAAUCGCUGAAAUCUAUGGCAGGAGCUCCCGGCAAGCGUGACGAGACCAAAGCAGAAAACGGCGACUUCUGCUCGGUUGUUAGCACCAUGGCCUGCAUGCUUUUGGCAGCUGCAGACUGCGGGGUGCCGCAGUGGUCUGGCCUCGCAAUUCAGACCGUGGCGCCGUAUGGAAAGCCAGGCAUACAGGAGGCAGCUCGCAAGGAGGUGCAAUCUGCCAUCCAGGCAUUUCUCAAGCUGCAGCAAUCAAGCCAACAGACAUGGAAGGAGUGCCAAGACAAGCUGACAUCCUCGCAGCUCGAGCUGCUGAAUGACAACAAGGGCAAACUGUCCUACUUUUCAUAG
Symbiodinium sp. CCMP2592 is the source of this 6162-nucleotide messenger RNA. The record is from the annotation of a GenBank genome assembly. NCBI's taxonomy places the organism in Eukaryota, Dinophyceae, Suessiales, Symbiodiniaceae.